Molecule: messenger RNA, 3217 nt
Organism: Bombina bombina (fire-bellied toad)
Lineage: Eukaryota; Metazoa; Chordata; Amphibia; Anura; Bombinatoridae
Exons: 2
Coding region: 783-2249 (488 amino acids)
Source: RefSeq, a predicted model, not a curated record
AUAAAUUCAAUUUUAUAUAACUUUCCAAUUGACUUCUAUUCUCUAUUUUGCUUCAUUCUCUUAGUAUCCUUUGUUAAAGAAGCAGCUAUGCACUACUGGGAGCUAGUUAACGCACUGGGUGAGCCAAUAACAUGAAGGAUAUAUAAGCCCAACCAAUCGGUAGCUCAUGAACUUACGUAGGUAUCCUUUUCAACAAAAGAUACAAAUAGAACAAAACAAAUUGGAUAACUGAAGUAAAAUGGAAAGUUAUUUACAAUCACAAGGUUUUUUUUUAACUGAAUCAUGAAAGAAACAAAUUUAGGUUUUAUUUUUCUUUAAGGAGUUUAACUUUCUUUUUAAAUUUCCAUUUAACACACGCAGCAUAAUGCCAUUUUAUUCUUUUAGAUUUUGUUUUAUUAACUUUUGUAUUGUCUUGGUUUGUUUCGUAAGAUACAAAAUAUAGUUGUACAUUAAUGGUAGUGGUUGCCUUUAACUAUUUAUGCACAGAAAAGUGUGCACAUAUAAACGGAAGUGCAAAAAACAAGGUUUAGGGAUUCGGGGAGAAAAAUGCACAGUUCAUUAUAUAAAUAUUUUAAAGGCCAUUAUAGUAAAACAAUUGAAUGCUCCAAUUUGUUAGAGCAUUUCAUUUACAGACUAUUAACUCUACACUACUUAACCCCCGCAAAAGAGGUUAAACACACAGUAGAAGUGCUGCUUGAGGUCAGCAGAGCUGCCUUUCAGAAACUGUCCAACAAUGUAUUCAAUAAAUUACUGCUAAAAAUACUCUUCAACCGAUUCUGCCUAUGCAAACCCAAACACAGAAAAUAAAUCUGCCUCUAACAAGUGAAGUAACUGUUUCCAUCCUUGAUCACUGUUAUGAUCUUCCACCAAAGACAGACACUGAAAUGCUUCAUGCUGCUCGCGAAGAGAUUGCAAGAUUACAGCAACGGACCGCAGCAUUGGAAAUGAAUAUAUUUUUCUUGGAGCGUUUUCUGAAUGACUCAAGCCUUAUACAAUUUUACACCGGAUUCAAAGAUUAUGCUACAUUAAAAGAUGUAUUUUCAUCCUUGACCCCAACAGACAACAACAUUAUUAAAUGGAGACAGUGCCAGCAGGAGGGAGACAACAGUGUGAGCAGAGAUUCGGUAUCUGAAGAAGAGACCUUAUCGUUGAUUGACCAGUUUUUCUUAUUUUUAUGCAAAGUGCGGCAAGGUUUCCAUGAUCAAGACUUGGCUGUUAGGUUUAAUAUAUCACAGUCCAGAGUAAUUAGAAUUACAAUUACCUGGGCUAACUAUUUAUACCUUGUACUUGGUGAAGUUCCACUUUGGCGUAGUAGAGAAACUGGCAAACAGGAUAUACCUGACUGCUAUAAAGCUUCAUACCCUCAAGCCCGAGUAAUUCUUCAUUGUGCAGAAGUUAAAGUUGAAAUUCAAAAUGCUCCGGCUGUAUCAUCUCAGUUAUAUACAUAUUAUCAUAAACAGACUACGUAUAAGGGUUUGCUUGGAAUAGCUCCACAUGGUGCAGUUAUUUUCAUAAGUCCUCUCUAUUCUGGCAGUGCAUCAAAAAGAGAUAUUACAAAAUCUUCUGGUAUUUUGGAUUUAUUGGAGCCUGGUGAUUUGGUUUUCACCGAUAAAGAUUUCCUCAUUCAGGAUCUUGUGGAGUCUGUAGACGCCUUCUUGGUGAUACCUCCUAUAAUAACAACUGCCGCCUCACCUGAGGAAUGUAAUGAGGCAACAGUAAUGUUAAGCCAGUCAACAGAGGAGCAAAAUACCAUGAUUAUUUUGGCACCAUCCAUAGAACAAGACCAAGAAACAUUAGUGAUGACCUCAUCAACUGGUCUUGAGGAUGCGGUAGUAGAGCUUGAACAGUCAGCAGAAGAAGAUGAUGAUGUUGAUGUAGGGGUGAAAGAGGAGGAAGUAGAGACACAUUUAGUGAACAUGGAAGAGCUAAUGGUGGACCAGGGACAUCUUGUAACAGAAGAAGCUGAAAUUAAAGAAAGUUCAAAGAUUGAAGAGCAGGUUGUCAAGUUUACCAAUGAGGAAGUGGUAGUAACAUCACAAAACCCUGAAAGGCUUGUUGAAGAUUGUACAGGUUUGGACAAAGAGAUAAAUGCACUUGCUCGUUUAAGAAUUUGUGUUGAUCAGGAUAUAGAGCGUGUAAGGCAAUAUCAUCUUUUUGACAAAGUCUUGCCAUUGACUUUAGGAGGUACCGUUAAUCAAAUUUGGGCAGUAUGUGCAAUGCUCACUAAUAUUAAUGGAUCAUUGAAUUAAAAUAUUUAUGAAAGAACUAUAUCAUUGGAAUAUACUAUUGUGGUUUUUAAAAAAAAUAGUAAUAUUACUAUAGUCAAUGUAAAUGUUGCAUUAUCACAUCCUAUAGCAACACUGAUUUGUUGUAUUAAUUUUGUGAUACUAACCAAGGGUAGAAAUAUAUUCUACAGCUGAUCAAUACUGUAUCAGUAGCUGUCAUUUUAUAGUGCACAAACAUCUUUAAUAAUUGUAGUUAGAAGUAAAUGGGAUUCUUAAUAUUCAGCUUCUUAGAGUCUGUAAUUUUAAAGCAAAUUCCAUAUUUGAUGUGUGCUUUUGUUUUAUUUUAGCAUAAUAUUUUCAUUAUUUGCCAAAUUUAUUUACUGCUGAAAUGUAAAUAGGGCAUCGGUCUUCUGAAAUACCCCCCCCCCCCCCCUUUUUUUUAAUUUUAAAUACAAACUCUAACUUUAUGUGGUUUGUAAAAGGUUAAUACUCGUUUUAGGGUGUGAUCUAUCAAUUGUAAACAUUUUUUUUUAUGGUCAUGUAAAGUAUGCUUAAAGGGAUGUGAAACCUAAAAAUUUUCUUUCAUGAUUCAAAUAGAGCAUAUGAUUUUAAAUCACUUUUUAUUUACUUCUAUUAUUGUUUUCUUCAUUCUGAUGGUAUCUUUUGUUGAAAAGCAGAAAGCAGGGACAUAUGCUUAGAAGGAAGCCCAUUUAUGGAGCACUAUAUGACAGCAGUUUUGCCAGAGCACUAUUUCCUGCCAUGAAGUGCUCCAGAUGCCUCCCUAGGUAUCUCUUUCACACAGAUUAUCAUGGAAGCAAAGCAAAUCUGAUAGUAGAAGUAAAUUGGAAUAUUUUUCUUUAAAUGGUGUGCUCUGUAUGAAUCACAACAAAGUUUUGGGUUUCCUAUCCCUUUAAAUUAGUAUACACCAUCUGAUAAAAUCUUUUAAGGUAAUAUUGUAUCAAUAUGAAAUAAAAAAAGAAUUGCUUUCAGCA